This is a messenger RNA of Eleginops maclovinus (Patagonian blennie), 3516 nucleotides long. RefSeq names its product interleukin 12 receptor, beta 2a (gene il12rb2). Bases 244 to 2616 code for a protein of 790 amino acids. The transcript has 16 exons. The record is from RefSeq and is a predicted model, not a curated record. Gene Ontology annotation, molecular function: protein binding. NCBI's taxonomy places the organism in Eukaryota, Metazoa, Chordata, Actinopteri, Perciformes, Eleginopidae.
GAGUGAAGUGUGUGAGGGAAGUGUAUGAGUGAAGUGUCACUACACACCAGAGGCAGCAGUCAGUCACCACGGAGUCUAUGCCGUCAGCUCACCAUCGUUUGGACACUGUGCUCUGAUUUAAUAUGUUAGGAAGCCUUAAUGAUAUGUCUUUGAAAGGCUCCUUAAGCAAUAAAGGAUGAUAUGAUGCUGCCAUGUGAUGUCUUGGUGAAAUAGCACUCCUUGUAGGCAUAAAGAAAGCGGUUAAUGAUGGCGACACUGUCCCACACAUGGACCAUCCUCACUGCUGUCACUGUGUUGUCUGUGCAGCUAUGCAAAGGUCAGAAAUGCUGUGAAAUCAAGUCCAGUGCUGGAUAUGUGGUGCUGCUAGGCUCCAGUUUUAGGGUUUACUGCACCUUUACCUCGGAUUCCAAAAGAUACAUUUAUAGCGGUGAUCCGCGCACACCACAACGCCACAAAGAAUUCAAUUCUACAACUAUAUAUUACGAAGUGGUUAACAUAACGGAGAAGAAAACCUUCAGCUGUGAGUGUGAUCGUUACGCGGAACCCUGUGGAUUGGACAUCUCACCUGGAUAUCCACCCGAGCGCCCAAAAAACAUUUCGUGCACCUACGAAGUUAAAAAUAAUGAAAGUGGAGUUGUGUUCUGCAGUUGGGACAGAGGACGGGAUACUUUACUGAAGAAUGAUUUAAAGCUGUGGAGGAGAAUUGUAUAUAAAAACCAAACAGAUACACCAGUAGAAUACAGUGUCUCCAGUGAUUUACGGUCAGCUGAUUUCCCUGUGACCAGCUCGGUCCAGAUGAUCUCUGUGUGGGUCCACGCCAAAAAUACACUGGGCUCCGCAGAUUCCAUCACCAAGAACUACACACUGAGAGACAUUAAGAUGCCAUCGACUCCUGUUCUGCACCAACCGGAUUGCUCUUCCCGAGAAUGCAUCAUCAAAGUGGAGCAGCCCGUGAUGACUCAACACCUGGAGAUCCAAUACAAAGCAGACACACAGACAUGGACGUCUUCUCCAGACUCAGUUGUGCAGAUGGGUUCAGUGCAGGUUCCUUCUCUGGAACCCUACACGUUGUACCAGUUCAGAGUCAGAACCAAAUUCAGCACCGGCCUGUGGAGUCAGUGGAAUGAUAAGAUUUCCAGCUGGACUGAAGAGGAAGCUCCUACCCAAGAGUUAGAUGUGUGGUACGCUGAACUGGCCGCUGACUUUGGAUCCCUGAAAGUUUUUUGGAAGGAGCUGAGCAUUUCUGCUGCCAAAGGGAAAAUCCUUUCAUACAGAGUCCGAGUUUACAGCCCAAACUCUGGGCAGACCAUCACUAACGUUAGUGCCGAAGCCAGGAGUUAUUUGGUUCCUUUCUGUGGUGACUGUGAAGUGUCCGUGUGGGCUUGCAACUCCAAAGGGUCGUCUCCUCCAGCCAAUAUUAUGUCCGGAUACACAAAGGUGAAGCUCAGGCAUUUAAAGUCCUUUCAAGAUGUGCACGUAGCUGCAGAGAACCUGAGUGUCACCCUCUCCUGGAGGAAGCCCGACAGUGCAGCGAGGCAGUCUUUGGUGGAGUGGUUCCCUGAGGGCCUGAAGCUGGAGGAGCUCAGAUGGGUCAGACUGGGCAGCAAUGAAAACCAUGUUGUUAUAACAGAUGUUAAUCCAUUUGAGUGCUACGAGGGAGCAGUGUAUGUUUUCUAUAAUGACAGCUCAGUGAGAAAGACCAGAUUUACAGGGGUCACUACUAUGGAAUCAGCCCCAACAAUGUCUCCAUCAUUCCAGCAGACGGUUGAGGGUAAGCAGGUGAGCGUGACCUGGGGAGAGAUUCCCAGGGGUCAGCGCGGAGGUUGUCUCACAAACUACACCAUCUAUUUAGAGAACAGCGAAAGACACAUCGAACGUUACUCCGUACCAGCAUCGCAGAGGUUUUACACCAUCAUGGGCCUGUCCUCAGCCAACUACAAAAUGUGUAUGACGGCUUUCACCGCUAAAGGAGAAGGACCUAGAGGGGAAUCGAUAAAGUUCUUCAUGCAGCAGGAGAGCCAGCUAUCCUUCCUACUAGUGUGUGCAGUGGCCACCCCGUUUGCAAUAGUCCUGGUGUGCCUGUACCAUAGCUCAGCAGUAAAGCAGAGGUUUUGGGUGUAUUUCCAGUGCCUCAUGCUCGACGUUGUGCCAGAUCCUGCAAACAGCAAGUGGGCAAAAGAGUGUACCCAGGAGAAGGGCAAGAUUAACCUCCAGCUGCAGCUGAGUAACUCCAGUGUGGCAGAGGAGGAAGAGGAGCCCAUCCUGGUGGACGUGGAGGAGCUGCCUCGUCAAACCAGCCUGAGUCCUGAGUCUGAGCCGGCCACAAUCCUCUACCCUCCGACCACCUACAUCAAGAGCUUCUCCCACGACUCAGACAGCUACGACCUGCGGCAGACGUCUCUGGACACCAACAGCACCAUCGACUACAUCUCAUCACAUGGGCCGGGAAUAAUGAGUGAGGAGGAUCAGGAGGACGAAGAUGAGGAGGAAGAGGAAAUGCUGGGUUUCUUCCCCAGUCACAACAUCUUCCUUGAGCCGCUGGAGUUGGGAGGGAAGUUGACUCUGAAUGCGGUCAAAAUCGACUGCGGUGACUUCUUUCAGAACAGUGUGUGUUGACCUGAAACCAAAACUCUUUGGUGAGAUGAGUUAAAGCCAUCUUUAGAGGAAGAGGACGGCUAAAACAAAAGACUAUGGUCAAAAUGACCGAAGCUAGGUUCCUCUCUAUUUCUGCUCCUGUGUCUAUUUUGUCACAUAUCUUGUUAAGAUGUGCAUGAACUACCUCCUUGCUUGUUGAAAUCAAAGCUUUAACAAGAAGCUCUCUCAAUACUCUUCCAGCGUUGUUGAGCAGUAAUACUUGUGGAAAGAAGAAGUCCACUCGUUCUCAUUUUGUGCAUUACCAUGGAUUUCUGUUAAAAGCUUUGGACACACUAACACUUGAGAGUGUAACAAUCCAUUGAUCUGGAUCCAUAUACUGUAUGACAAUAUAAGGAUUUACAAUCCAAAGAAAUCUGUAUAAAUGAAGGUGAUGCUAACGGCAUAACUCUGAGUUUACACCCAUUGAGGAAAUUCCUUUUUUUCAGAGCAAUGACUGUUCUCUCUCCGCUUGAUGUAUUUUUUCCUUGUGGUGUUAAUGAAUAUGGUAAGAUGGCACACUGAUAAUCUACAUAAAUUAUAUAUAUUUUUAUAUUUUAUAUAAAUAAUCUGAUAUAAAAUAAUGCAUCUCAUGCUUUUGUAUUUACUCCCCUUCUUGAUGUUUUCCUGAAAUUUCAACUCCCCCAAAUCCUCUGCCACAAACCACCAACACACCCACAUUUGGAGGGAAUGUGUGUGUACUUGUACAGUCUAACACCAGCUUUUAUCAUCUGUAUUGCUAUGUGUAUUUAAAAUUACUAGUGGCCAUGUUAGGCUUUGGAGAGCACUGCUCCUGUUGUGACGAGUACUGAACAGUCAUUUAAUCACCAUCAAACACUUGAGGAAGAGAUACAAUAAAGCCCUGGAUCACACGACUUGCACUGA